Messenger RNA from Spodoptera litura, 3312 nucleotides. Its product is annotated as inositol polyphosphate 5-phosphatase K. Gene Ontology annotation, biological process: phosphatidylinositol dephosphorylation. The record is from RefSeq and is a predicted model, not a curated record. NCBI's taxonomy places the organism in Eukaryota, Metazoa, Arthropoda, Insecta, Lepidoptera, Noctuidae. Gene Ontology annotation, cellular component: plasma membrane; ruffle; cytoplasm. Gene Ontology annotation, molecular function: phosphatidylinositol-4,5-bisphosphate 5-phosphatase activity.
CAUUUCUUUGCGCUUGGUGGGAGAUGUUUUGUGAGAGUGAAAUUAAAAUAAGAAAAUAAUCAAUUCUUUAUUUAUAUAACACUUUAACAAAAUAACGGUGUAUAACUGUAUGCUAAAUAAUCGUAUAAGUUUUUUAAGUGUACCAAUAUGGUGUAAUAUUAAAUUACUGUGGAAUAUACCUAAUUAAUUUAUUCGAAUCCUAUCUUAUCUAUCUAUACCUGAAGUGGGUUUUUAUCUUUUGGUGUUAGUUUAUAGAUACCAGUGUCCUAAGGAUAGUUAGUGUAGCUGGAAGAAAGGAAAAUGGAUACAUUAAAAUUUUAUUUUGUCACCUGGAAUGUGGCUACCAAGAAUCCAGGGCAGGAUCUAAAUGCCCUAUUGGACUUUCCAUCACAGUUCAAUAAAAAUAAACCAUUACCAGACUUUUUUGUGAUUGGGCUGCAAGAAGUAAAAUCUCAGCCACAGAAUAUGGUUAUGGACUCUUUGUUUACCGAUGCAUGGACAUCCUCUUUUAACAAAAUUCUUUGCCGACAAGGGUUUAUUAUUGCCAAGAGUACCAGGUUACAGGGUUUACUCCUGCUGGUGUAUACUCAGAUGAAGCAUGUCACACAUUUGAGGGAUAUUGAAGCUCAGUACACCAAGACUGGACUUGGAGGCAUGUGGGGUAACAAAGGGGCUGUUAGUAUAAGGUUCAACAUAUACGGGGUAUCGGUGUGCCUUGUGAAUUCCCACCUGACUGCGCACGAGCACCUGUUGGCCGAUCGCAUCAAUGAUUACAACACCAUUAUCAAACAACACAUGUACCAUGUCACCGAGACUACCAACAUUUUGUACCAUGACUACGUGAUCUGGUUGGGCGACUUAAACUUCCGAACGGAUCAUCCAGCGGGCAGCAGUCCAACUUCAGAAGAGAUCCUAGCUCAAUUACAGAAGAUAGAAAAGGACAAAUAUGCUUCUCUUCUCGCUCAUGAUCAGCUCAUUGCGGUCAUGGACUCCGGUGAAGCGUUUUCGGAGUUUACGGAGCACGAUAUACGAUUCCCACCGACGUAUAAGUUUAUCAUUGGAGGAGAUGAAUAUGAUGUUAAGAGGAAACCAUCAUGGACGGAUAGAAUUCUUUACAAAGUGAACGCAAAUAAUUAUGAAAACGUGACGUUAAAGGCUGAGGUGGUGUCGUAUAACCACAUGGCUCACUACACAGUCAGUGACCACAAGCCAGUGGUUGCAUUCUUCAAUAUAAAGGUUCGGAAAUCGUUCACUCGCGAGCUUGUAGCUGAACGGCCGCAGAGACCUCCUGGUAUACGAAUGCGGUCUAUGAUCGUCGCUUCUUCUGAGGUAGCUGAGGGAGGACAGGCGGCCAUGUUUAGUGCGCCGAUGUCACCGAUAAACACUGACUCUGCUGACGGUCCCAUGCAUGCUAUGCACUCCGCUAAAGUCGAUACUACAGAUGGGUUGAAUAGUUCAGAGACGUUCUCAAACUAUACAGAGAAGACUGUAGAGUUUGCGCCCAUUACACGGAUCUGGUAUAUCGGUGAUGCUGACUUUAGGACGCAGUGUACGCUCACGCCGGACAUUGAAGUCAAUCCUAAUGAUUGGAUUGGUAUUUACGAUGCCAACUUCCACAGCUUAGAUGACUACAUAGCGUACGAGUACCUGGCUAAGGUCAGUCUCCCCGAGACACCGACUGCUAGUGGCCAGCCCCGUACUAUUACACUGAGCUUCCCGGUCGGCAGUGGAGUCAGGACACCUGGAUUCUACAGGCUUAUAUACUUUAGCCAACCUAAUAACGAUGUUAGGAGUGUUUUGGGUAUAUCAGAGCCGUUCGAAGUAAGUAGCAAAGAGGACAGUUUAGUCGUAAUAGAUCCUUGUGAGCAGGCCUCGAGCAGUUCAUCCCCAGGAAGGUCCAAGCCUUCAACCGCUACCACGGACAUAUUCACCGACUUCACAGGCCUUGAUGUUGCUAAGCUGUCGCGACACUUCUCCAACGAUCUCAGCAUUGACUGACUAAAAACUUACCUGCCCGGUUCACCGGCAAACCUAAGAAAGAACAAUAACGGUGUUUAGAUUGUAUUGUCGGUGUACCCCUAGCUUUAAGCGUAAUUUAAAUUUGGAACGUCACAAAAUUAGAAUUGUUAUUGUCAAAGGCCUACUUGCGACCAUUGUGUAUGUUUUCUGCUUAGUAUAUGCGACCUCACAUCAAGCUAUGCAUAACCAGUAUAAACUGAUCGUUGAAUGUGCCGAAAGAUCAUAUAAAGCGGGUCUAUUAUAAAUUGGUUUUUAUAGGUCUAUGUGUGUGUACAAUGUUCGUGGUUAAAAAUUCCGUUUUACUGUCGCAAAAUACUUUUGUUUUGUAUUAUUUAUGUAUAUGGUUAGAAUGUUAGGCAUAAUAUUGUUCACUUAACAUUGUUUAGGCAUAUUCUCUGUGUCUAGUCGCCGUAGGUCUUAUUGUUAGAGCAUUAUUGUCUGCUCUCUAAUAACAUUUGUUAGCAAGCCAUGUUUGUUGUUCAAAUUAAUUAUUGCAUUUUCCUAGUUGAAUAUAAUAGAAACCGACAGGAAAACCUACUCUUUUCUGCUAUAUUUCUUUAUUUAAUUUUGAACCUUUUUGUGUUUUGAUAUAAAGUCAAAAAUCCAAUGAAAAUUGCAGUAGGUUAACUUGCUGGCGUCUGUACAUAUACAGCUUUUAACCAAAAAGGUCGGUUCAUACAAUUACUGGAUAGAAGUAGGAUUUAAAAAGGCGUAAGCGAUAUAUGAGGUCAUUGACCCUUAUGUAAGGUUAGGAGCACAUAUCCACAAGGUUAUGGUGUAUAAUCGGCUUUAUGCGACCAAUAUUACUUAACUAGUAUCAGGAAUUGAUAUAACAUGUAAAUAAUAAAUAUCUAUUCCAUUAUGUGAUUAUAUUAGUACAAUUUGUAAUUUUUAUAGCAUUGUAUAAAUCGUUCAUUGGUUAAUAUUGUUGUUUAAUGUAGUAACUUGUAAUAUUACAUAAUAAUCGGAAGUUGGGAGGCGAUACGAGGUAUUGGGUUUGUCACAAUUUUAGGCAGUAUUAUAAAAAAAUACGUACGAGUCCAUGACCUGUCAUUCUAAAAAAAAUCAUUCGAUGAAGCUUUAUAUUUGAAAUUAUUUGUGAUUAUUUAUUUUGUGAUUUCGAAAUUAUUUUAUAGGCUUUCGCAUUGUUAUUGGGGCUGUUCAAGUAUUACGUAAGCACUAUGGGGGCGGGGGGGGUCUCUGUUUUGCUUAUUUCGAAUGAUAUGGGGGGUAGACUCCCCGUCUAGAUGAUGAUUACGUCAUCGGUAGUAAUUUACUUUUUUACACGAACGG